Trichophyton verrucosum HKI 0517 is the source of this 909-nucleotide messenger RNA. RefSeq lists its product as uncharacterized. The transcript is spliced from 3 exons. The coding region runs from base 1 to 909 and encodes 302 amino acids. Lineage: Eukaryota; Fungi; Ascomycota; Eurotiomycetes; Onygenales; Arthrodermataceae. Gene Ontology annotation, cellular component: post-mRNA release spliceosomal complex; Prp19 complex; catalytic step 2 spliceosome. The record is from RefSeq and is a predicted model, not a curated record.
AUGCCUACCGAAGCCGAAGCCGCCGAUACGGCGAAACCUACUGACGGCGCCACAACGUCACAUCAAGAAGAUAAAGCCGAGAAACAAAAGAAUGAUCUUGAACAUUCAUCUAAAAAGAACUCUUCAGAGACUGAGUCUGAGAACUCGAUAGCAAACAAGACAGAAGCCGAAGAUGCGGCAUCGAAAAACCAAGACAGACUUCAGAGAUUCAAGGCCCUCCAGGCAAGAGCAAAAACGGCAGUGAAAAAUAAUUUAAAGGAGACUGCGGCGGAAGCCCAUCGUUUAUCUGUCGACCCCAACGCUCUAUCUUCCAUAUCGCGCAAGCAUGCCUUUGCAUCCCACAGCUUGCUAAAAGCAGACAUAGAAACUGCUGGUGAAGAUUUCGAACGGAAACGUGCGUGGGACUGGACUGCUGAGGAAUCUGAGAAGUGGGAUCGGAGAAUGGAUAAGAAACAAAAGCACCGGGACAAUGUUGCAUUUCAGGAUUACCGUCAGGAUGCCCACAAGAACUAUAAGAGACAGCUUCGACGUAUGCAGCCAGACCUGGAGGCAUAUGAAAACGAGAAGGCAGCGGCAGUGCAGCGUGCAGCUGCCAAUGGUGGACUUGAAAUAAUUGAAGAUGAGAAUGGAGACAUCGUUGCUAUCGACAAAAACGGGGCAUUUUACUCCACUGCUGAUUCAACAGACUUCGUGGAGAACAGGCCAGACAGGGCCGCUAUUGACAGGCUAGUAGCUGACAUGCAGAAGGCGGAGGAAACCCGUCUUAAGAAGCGUAGGGAACGUGGUCAGGGCGAUGAUGAUGCUGACGUUACCUACAUCAAUGACAAGAACAAGCGUUUCAACCAGAAAUUGGCGAGGUUUUACAAUAAGCUUCGAAAGAGGGACGAUGAUAUAACUAAACCGGAUUAA